AUGGCAUUUUUCAAUUUGUGGGAAGGCCUCUCUCAAGAAUUCGAUAUUUAUAAAAUUCUCCGGUUGGUUGUCAUCAUAGGUGGUUAUAUAUUUUUCAGACAAAGAUACUUGGAAUUUAUGAAACACUAUCAAGUCAAAAAACAGCUAGAAGAAGACCACAAAAGAAAUGCCGAAGCUUUGAUUGAAAAGCCAGAUAUUAUAAAGGCGGAACCCACCGGCGUUGCAGGAAGUGACAAUAGAUGGGGUUGGGGAAAAAGAACAAGAAGCAAGGUCAAAGCACAGCAAAGGCUUUUCCAAAAGCAAGUAGAACAAGCGGCAUUGCAGACUUUGCAAACAAAUGGAUCAGAUAGUGAUGAGGAAAUAAACGAGUUAUUAGAGGAUUAA
Ogataea parapolymorpha DL-1 is the source of this 384-nucleotide messenger RNA. RefSeq lists its product as uncharacterized. The transcript has a single exon. The coding region runs from base 1 to 384 and encodes 127 amino acids. NCBI's taxonomy places the organism in Eukaryota, Fungi, Ascomycota, Pichiomycetes, Pichiales, Pichiaceae. The record is from RefSeq and is a predicted model, not a curated record. Gene Ontology annotation, biological process: protein transport.